This is a messenger RNA of Sphaerulina musiva SO2202, 2104 nucleotides long. RefSeq lists its product as uncharacterized. The transcript has 2 exons. Gene Ontology annotation, molecular function: polyubiquitin modification-dependent protein binding. NCBI's taxonomy places the organism in Eukaryota, Fungi, Ascomycota, Dothideomycetes, Mycosphaerellales, Mycosphaerellaceae. The record is from RefSeq and is a predicted model, not a curated record. Gene Ontology annotation, biological process: ubiquitin-dependent protein catabolic process. Gene Ontology annotation, cellular component: cytosol. Bases 146 to 1402 code for a protein of 418 amino acids.
ACCGCCACACUUCAUUCUUACUUUCGCAGCCGGCAGUCCGGCAACACCACCGCUACCACAAACGAUACCCCCACCACCCACCACCCACCACCCUCUCCCACCCAGACGUCCACCGCCCCGCCCUUCGCAGGUUCGUGUGGCCACCAUGGCCGACAGUAAUACAGACAGCGAUGUCCACGUUACGUUCAAUGUCAAGUCCUCUUCCGACUCCAAGUACGCCUUCACCCUGCCAGCAACCACAACUGUCGCCGAGCUGAAAGAGAAGCUCUCAUCCUCCGACUACGCCGACACGCCAGCCGACCGACAGCGACUGAUCUACAGCGGGCGAGUGCUCAAGGACGCCGAUACUUUAGGCAGCUACAAAAUCAAGGACGGCAACACGGUACAUCUCGUCAAGAGUGCGGCGAGCAACGUCCGGCAGAACCCUGCAAAUCAAGGUGGCGCGGCAUCUGUACCACCUGGAGCUGGGCAGCCUGCAUCGAAUGUGCCUACCAACAUAGCAGCUGGAACAGGUGCCGGCGAUCCACUUGCUCAGAUUACAGGUGCUCGAUACGCAGGCUUUCACGGGCUUCCUGGGGCAGACAUGUUCGGCGCCGAUGGUGGUAUGGGUGCGCCGCCCGACCCUGAUCAGAUGCUUAGAUUGCUUGAUGAUCCCAACUUCGCGCAGCAGAUGAACGAAGCCAUGAAUAAUCCCGCUGUCCUCAACAUGCUUCGAAACAACCCUUCCAUUCGCAACAAUCCCAUGGCUCGUGCGGCAAUCGAAAAUCCCGAGAUGAGACGCAUGAUGUUGAACCCGGACAUGAUCCGUAUGCAGAUGCAGAUGCAACGGGCGAUGGGAGGUAAUGGAGCAGGCGGCGAAGGCGCCUUUCCAAUGCCAGGACAAACGGACACGACCGAGGGUGGAAACGCGAACGCUGCUGCUGCACCGGCCGGCCAAGCCGGAGCUCCACCACCCAAUCCUUUCGCAGCCCUCUUUCCAGGAGGUGCGGCUGGCGGCACUGCUAAUCCAGCGGCAGGAGACACUGGCUCUGCCAAUACACAGAAUCUAUUUGGCAGCCCAUUCGGUGGUCAGGCCGGGGGACCAGGCGCGGGUAAUCCCAUGGCGCAGAUGACGCAGCAUCUCAUGCAGAAUCCAGAGAUGAUGCAGCAGAUGAUGCAAGCAUACGGCGGUGGUGCAGGAGCCGGAGAGGCAGGGUUCAACCCAUUCGGCGGUAUGGGCGGAUUUGGUGGUGCCCAGGCACCACAGGUUCCUGCCGAUACCAGACCUCCAGAAGAGCGAUAUGAGAAUGAGCUGCGAUCAUUGAACGAUAUGGGCUUCUACGACUUUGACAGAAAUGUGGCUGCGCUACGGAGAAGUGGCGGCAGUGUACAGGGUGCUGUCGAGUAUCUUCUCUCACAAUAGACCAGUGACGACGGUCUCGGCUGCAACAGAUGCGCAUCCAUUAAUAUGGCUCGUCUGGAGGCGACGCAGUGGGACAAGCUUCACUUUGGUGGUAUGGCGGUAUCUCGGCAUGGCCAAAGCCCAAUACGUAAUCCCAGUGGCCGGGAGUUUAGCGGAGACCGAACUCUUGAAAUCCGUGAUGAGACUCAUACGUCGCGCCAGUGCGGCGCAUCGACCGAGCAAGAGCGCGACGAGUACGAUCGUGACAUUGACAGCGCGGUGCUCGAGGAGCUCGAAGCGAUCUCAGAUGCCAAGAGCGUCGAGUGAAGCAUCAUCCAGCAGUCACGAUUCGUUUGUGUACAGCGUUCUUUAGCAUGCAGCGAUGACUUACAAGGGCAUAGGAGAAGAAGAGUUGGUUGAGUACACGAAUCACGCUACAGACAGAUACCAUACCGAAUGACGAGCUCUGUCUCCGCUGGCACCUGGACCGAGGUGUGUUUCCACUCAUUGUUCACGAAUAGAACGGCGCCUUUGUCUCUGAUGCUAUUUCGUCUCUCGGAUCCCUUGAUUUUCUUUGUUACCAGUGCAUCAUCCUUCAAGCCACUAAUUUCGAGGCUUCAGACAAUGGUCUUUGACAUGGCAACUAUCACAAGAGAUGUGGUAUCCACGCACGCUCCUAAUGUUUUCAAGUCUGCGACCAGUAUUGAAAAUCGAACACUGCAG